Nelumbo nucifera (sacred lotus) is the source of this 3840-nucleotide messenger RNA. RefSeq names its product ubiquitin carboxyl-terminal hydrolase 9-like. The record is from RefSeq and is a predicted model, not a curated record. Lineage: Eukaryota; Viridiplantae; Streptophyta; Magnoliopsida; Proteales; Nelumbonaceae. Gene Ontology annotation, biological process: protein deubiquitination. Gene Ontology annotation, molecular function: cysteine-type deubiquitinase activity.
CAUUCAAGACUCCGCGUGACGGCGGGUGUGCGUGACCCGAGUGUAGAGAGGGAGAGUUGAAAAGACGGAGAGAAGAAGUAGGAUUUCUCUCGUCUUUUCUGUUUUCUCUUUUCUUUGUCUUCUCGAAUAUCCGCGAGAUCGAGACCUUCUGCAAUCUAUGCCUCCUCCUUCCACGAUACCCUCCAUCCGAGUCCAAGAAAUGGGGAAAGAGGAAUAAGAGAUACAUCUGUUAUUUGAAUUCAAUUUCGACUUUCUUAAAGCUGUUUUCUCCCAACCCACUCAUUCAUCGAAUUCUUACAUUAGGGGUUCGUCUAAUCGUCCAAUUAGGCAGGAGUAAGGAUCGACUUUUGAAGUUCCUUUAUCCACACUUCUUGUUUUUAUUUAUGGAUUUAUUUUUAAGGGUUUCUAAGUAGAUUUGGCCCCAGAUUGGGGAUCGGAGAUUUCAGUACACGGACAAAUUUUAAAUCUAUUGUGUGCAUGUUGAUUUUUUUUCUUUUCAAAAUUUGAUCGGGAAAAAGUAAACCGCUUUUAGAUCGAUCAUGACGAUUCCCGAUUCAUCUUUCCUGAUGGACAAUGAGGCUAGCUGCUUGCCGUGUACACCGGAGGAAGAAAGGCGGAUUAUAAGGCAACUAACUGAAGCAGCAGAAUCUAAUUUGAAAGAAGGGAACUUAUAUUAUAUUCUUUCCAACAGGUGGUUUAUGAGUUGGCAGAAUUACAUUGGAGAAGACAAUUUUCCAAUUGAUGAUCCUUCCACUAAUUUUCGACAUACAAAUGGGCUUUUAAAGACAGCAGAUAGACCAGGACAGAUAGAUAAUUCUCAUCUUGUUAAAAAUGGAAAUGCUACAGAAAGUGAUGAUUUGGAGCUUUUUAGAGCACUGGAAGAAGGACAUGAUUAUGUUUUGGUUCCUCAAGAAGUUUGGAAGAAGCUUGUUGAUUGGUACAAAGGAGGACCAGCUAUACCCAGAAGGUUGAUUUCCCAAGGUGUUGUCCACAACAAGAAUUUUAUCGUUGAGGUUUACCCACUCUGUCUUAACUUAAUUGACUCUAGAGAUAACAAGCAAUCAGUUAUCCAGAUAAGUAAAAAGGCAUCUCUAUGCGAGCUUUACAACAGGGUGUGCACAAUUCACAAGCUUGAUCAGGAGAAGGUUUGCAUAUGGGAUUACUUCAAUAGGCAAAAAUGUUCAAAAUUGACUGCUUCCACCCAAACCCUGGAGGAGUCCAAUUUGCAAAUGGACCAGGAUAUUCUUUUAGAAGUGCAAUUUGAUGGGUCUCUGUCCCAUGGAUUUCGUAUGGAUUCAACGGGAAAUGAAUUAGCUUUGAUUGCAUUAGAACCUUCAAGGUCAACUGUUACAAUUGCAGGUGGCCCUGCUCUAUCAAAUGGGUAUUCAACAGGAUAUGGCUCAAACUUGAUUCAAGGGAAUGGUUUAAACCCAGUUUUAACAGAUGUGGAUGAUGGUAAUGAUCUUUCAAGCACCAUGAUGAAAGGAGAAAAGGGAGGGUUGGCAGGAUUGCAAAACCUGGGAAAUACUUGCUUUAUGAACAGUGCUAUUCAAUGUUUAGUCCAUACACCUCCACUUCUUGAGUACUUCUUGCAGGAUUACAAUGAGGAGAUCAACAAGCAAAAUCCUUUAGGACUGCAUGGUGAGCUUGCAGUUGCAUUUGGUGAAUUGCUGAGAAAAUUAUGGUCUUCUGGACGGACACCAAUUGCACCACGUGCUUUUAAGGGGAAACUCGCUCGUUUUGCUCCCCAGUUCAGUGGAUAUAACCAGCAUGAUUCUCAAGAACUUUUGGCUUUUCUAUUGGAUGGGCUGCAUGAAGAUUUAAAUCGUGUCAAACAGAAGCCCUACAUUGAAGUGAAGGAUGCAGAUGGCCGUCCAGAUGAGGAAUUUGCAAAGGAGUGUUGGCAAAAUCACAAAGCUCGAAAUGAUUCCAUAAUUGUAGAUGUUUGCCAAGGUCAAUACAAGUCAACAUUAGUAUGUCCAGUUUGCAGAAAAGUUUCAGUGACAUUUGAUCCCUUCAUGUACUUAUCUUUGCCAUUACCUUCAACUGUCACAAGGACAAUGACAGUAACUGUGUUCUAUGGUGAUGGGCGUGCUCUUCCCAUACCCUACACUGUAACAUUGCCAAAACAUGGCUGCUACAAAGAUCUUAGUCAGGCCUUGAGUACUGCAUGCUGCUUAAAGGUUGAUGAAAGCUUAUUGCUUGCUGAGGUUUACGAGCAUCAAAUAUACCGGUACUUGGAGAAGCCUUUCGAACCAUUAUCUAUGAUAAAGGAUGAUGAGCAUAUUGUAGCUUAUCGAUUUCCUAAAAAACAUGAUGGAUUGACAAGGCUGGAGAUAAUUCACAGGAGCAAAGUAAAUGAUGGAAGGAUCUAUUGCUCCAGAGGUUCAUCAGAGAUGCUCAACAGUUGGGACAGGAAGCUUUUUGGAGCACCAUUGGUUACUUGUUUGCCUGAGGGUGCACAAACAGAAGCUGAUAUUCAAAUUGCUAUUCGUAAAAUGCUUGAACCAUUGUUGCGAAGAAAAGCAUAUUUUCCUGUUAAUUCUGUCAAUUCGAGCAGGGAAAAUGGCUGUGCUACAGGAGUUGAUGUUGAUAGACCAGUGAACAGUUACAGUCCUCAAUCUGAACUUAAGAAUCACACAGACGACAUGGAACUAGAACAUACAUCUUAUGGGGAAUCAUUCUUUCAGCUCUUUGAGACUGAUGAAAAGGGUUUGAAAUGCAGUCCCAUUGGAGAUGGUUAUCUUAUUAAACCUGGCCAAUCUAUAAAGGUACUUUUGGAUUGGUUUGAGAAGGAAAACGAAUUAUAUGAUUCUAGCUACCUUGAGGAUCUUCCUGAGGUAUACAAGACUGGGUUCACCAUGAAGAAGACACGGCAGGAAGCUAUUUCUUUAUUUUCAUGCCUGGAGGCGUUCUUGAAAGAGGAACCUUUAGGCCCUGAUGACAUGUGGUACUGUCCUAGCUGUAAGGAACAUAGGCAAGCUACCAAGAAACUUGACUUGUGGAGGCUGCCAGACAUUCUAGUUGUUCACUUGAAACGAUUCUCAUACAGCCGAUAUCUGAAAAACAAGCUUGAUACCUUUGUACAUUUCCCUGUUCAUAGUCUUGAUUUAAGCAAAUAUGUAAAGAGCAAGGAUGCUGGUCCUCAAUCUCAUGUGUAUGAGCUCUAUGCCAUUAGUAAUCACUAUGGUGGCCUGGGGGGAGGGCACUACUCUGCCUAUGCUAAGUUAAUUGAAGAUAACAGAUGGUAUCAUUUUGAUGAUAGUCACGUUUCUCCAGUCAAUGAGGAAGAGAUCAAAACCUCAGCAGCUUAUGUUUUGUUCUAUCAAAGAGUUAAAAGUUGAAACUAAAACCAGAUAUGACGGGCCAUUACAUGCUCAUUCACCAAGCUGCUGAAGUCCAUGAUGAAAUACACGGCAUCUUUUUUCUUUUAUUUUGUUAGCUCUUCUCCUGGCAAAUACUGCACUGCCCUGAACAUUAAUACUUGUUAGAUGGAAUACUCGUGUAGUUUGGGGGGGGGGGGUGCAAGUGCAACCUGUCCAGAUUCUGAUUGAUGAGAAAUGUAAGUUGAAAUAGAUGUAGAGGGAUGCAGGGACAACGUGGUAAGGAAAUUGGGAUAUUUCUAUUACGAUUUUUGGGGCUUAGGGAAUUUUGAUGUGGUAUUAUGGAAGUACACAAAUUGUAUCAGUAAUAAUCUGUAUUUAUAGUUUACAUUUUAGCAUGUUGUCUAUGGAAUUUUCUUUUGACUAACCUUUUCUAGUUUUCUUCGUCUUUGGUUGGUUAUUUGUCCUUGUAUUAAGCUAUACUUGUAUUGAGGAGAUAUGAUUGAAAUUGGAUUUA